This is a messenger RNA of Danaus chrysippus (African queen), 1515 nucleotides long. NCBI's taxonomy places the organism in Eukaryota, Metazoa, Arthropoda, Insecta, Lepidoptera, Nymphalidae. The record is from the annotation of a GenBank genome assembly.
AUGUACGGCGAUGAUUCGUUAUGUGGGGAAGAGAUUAAUUGUCGUGGAAAAUUUCAGAUAUUUGAAAAGAAAGGCUUCAGUUCAGGGCGGGCGGGGAGGUGCGCGUACGCACGGGGCGUGGUCCUAUCGCUCUAUUUGCGCCAGAGCCGCUUCGGAUGCUGCGGCGGACGCACCUGUCGUCACACCGCGGACCACACGCCCGCCGCGUUUAUUUACGGGGCGAUGUUAAGUGUGACCGUGGCGGCGCUAGCGUGCCUCUGGCUGGCGCGCGCCUCGCCGGCAGACCCGCACGGGCUGCGGACACUCAACGGUUACACAAACAAGGAAUUGGGCAGCAUAUUGGCGAGUAUUGACGAGCGACUCAGAGUACUGGACACAAUAAGCGCUGUGCAAGCGAAACAAGCCCGUCGACUAGACGUCAUACAAGACAAACUGGAUCGAGUUGAAACUGCUUUAUCCCUAAAACUAGAGAGAGCUCAAUUGGCUGCAGAAAGAUUAGAACAUAGGCUUCACAUGUUACAGACAAGUGUACAGAAUUCCAUAAAGGAGAGCGGUGAGACAAUAGAAAAAAGCCACACAAAAAUAGUAGAAGUGGCUCAGAAUCUGACAAACCACAUUAUCUCGCAUACCCAUCUGUUACAGAAGGUGAGUGGAGCCUACGCGGACACUUGGCGACGAGGUCUCCUGUUGGAGUCCUUGGUACGAGACGGAAUGUCGCUGGUGAACGUGACACGCCGCGAAUUAGCCGACGGGCUGCGAGCUCUCGCUAGACGACAGAGAGACGCGAGGAUCACAUCCGCUGACUUGGAAGCUAGCUUCUCUAGACGUCUCCAGGACAAUACAUAUAAGUUUGACUUAAAGAUGCAGGAAGUGUUGGACGCGCAAAAGCGGUUCGUCGAUUCGUGUCAAAGGGUUCAACUAGACGACCCCACACACGUGGCUGAUGUUUUAGACAAGUUGAUCGACUCUCUUAUAAACAAGACAGCUUCAACGUUUAGAGAACUACAAAACAUACAAGUAAACAUGCGAAAUCACGACACCAAAGUUAUGAAAUUAAUCGGGAAUCGACCAAUUCAGGGUGAUGGCGCGUGCAAACGACUCGAGACGAUAUUCCGAAACUCAUCGCAUUCAGCGUUCAGCGAAAAGGAGUUGCAACAGCUGACUGAGAAGUUCAUAGCUCUGACGAACAGAGCUGACGCAGCGCUACAGAAACUGGAAGUACGGGUUACUGAAGACGCGGUGGAGCCCGCGCCACCCUCUGACGUCACAGCCGCCGCCGACCAACUACUGCUUAAACUUAAAGGAAUCAAGAGUGAACAAAGUAUAGAGGAUGACGAUUGGGAUGAUGAACAGGAUGCAAAUUUUUUCGAUGAUAAUAUAAGUGACUUCUCCGAAGAGGAACAAGAGCUCAUCAACAAAGCUGAAAAAAGUAAGCUCACAACAACUGAAACGCCUCUCACAAACCCACACCGGAGACAUCUGCAUAAACACCCAUAUGACCGGGGUCCUCGGUAG